This is a messenger RNA of Mus musculus (house mouse), 5429 nucleotides long. RefSeq names its product 2-oxoglutarate and iron-dependent oxygenase domain containing 1 (gene Ogfod1). Bases 498 to 1847 code for a protein of 449 amino acids. The record is from RefSeq and is a predicted model, not a curated record. Gene Ontology annotation, biological process: cytoplasmic stress granule assembly; regulation of translational termination; cell population proliferation. Lineage: Eukaryota; Metazoa; Chordata; Mammalia; Rodentia; Muridae. Gene Ontology annotation, cellular component: cytoplasmic stress granule; cytosol; nucleus. Gene Ontology annotation, molecular function: 2-oxoglutarate-dependent dioxygenase activity; peptidyl-proline 3-dioxygenase activity; L-ascorbic acid binding. The transcript has 14 exons.
GCACCGUGAGAAGAUGAACGGGAAGCGGCCGGCGGAUCCUGGCCCAGCGCGGCCAAUGAAGAAGGGAAAGAAGCAGGUAUCGGCAGAGUUUUCGGACGCUGUCACUGAAGAAAUCCUGAGGAAGCAGGUGGCUGAGGCCUGGAGCUGCCGGACACCGUUCAGCCAUGACAUACAGAAGAGAGGAAAGACCAGGGUGCUAUUUUCCUUCCAACAGAAGCUAUUGCCUUGGACAUGGAUCCUUUCCUUCACUGUGUGAUCCCAAACUUCAUCCAAAGCCAAGACUUCUUGGAAGGACUUCACAAAGAGCUUUUGAGCCUGGACUUCCAUGAAAAGUACAAUGAUUUAUAUAAGUUCCAACAGAAGGCAGCCCUGUCUAGCACAGAAGUACAAGUCGUUGGUUUCCCCAGUAUGAAGCCAUCUUUAACAUGUGGAUCAUCGCUCUCUCAUAAACUCUCUAGGCUUGUCAGGGUUGAAAAAUUCAGAAAGGGGCUGCAGAGAUGGCUGAGCAGUCUGAUGAUUUGAAGAACCGAAAAGAGCCCCAUAUCUCAGCUUUAAGGAAACUUAUGUUUGAAGAUUUUCGGGCCUGGCUUUCUAAGGUUUCCGGCAUUGACCUAGAACCAACCAUUGACAUGUCGUGUGCGAAAUACGAGUUCACUGAUGCUCUGCUCUGCCAUGAUGAUGAACUGGAGGGGCGCCGGAUCGCUUUCAUUCUGUACCUGGUUCCUUCUUGGGACAGGGACUUGGGGGGCACCCUGGACCUUUAUGACACUGAUGAACACUUGCAGCCAAAGCAGAUUGUCAAGUCUCUUAUCCCUUCCUGGAACAAACUGGUUUUCUUUGAAGUGUCUCCAGUAUCCUUUCACCAGGUGUCUGAAGUCCUGUCUGAAGAAACAUCACGUUUGUCUAUAAGUGGCUGGUUUUAUGGUCCUUCAUUAACCAGGCCUCCUACCUACUUUGAGCCCCCAAUCCCUCGAAACCCUCACAUCCCACAAGAUCAUGAAAUUUUAUAUGAGUGGAUCAACCCUGCUUACCUGGAAAUGGAUUAUCAAAUGCAAAUUCAAGAAGAAUUUGAAGAAAGGUCUGAAAUUCUCCUGAAGGAGUUUCUUAAGCCUGAGAAAUUUGCAGAGGUCUGUGAAGCCUUGGAGAAAGGAGAUGUGGAAUGGAAAAGCCAUGGUCCCCCAAACAAAAGGUUUUAUGAGAAAGCAGAAGAAAAUAACCUCCCUGACGUGCUGAAGGAAUGCAUGGGCCUGUUCCGCUCUGAGGCGCUCUUCCUGCUGCUCUCCAACCUCACUGGCCUGAAGCUUCACUUCUUGGCCCCUUCAGAAGAUGAUGAGACUGAGGAGAAAGGAGAGGGGGAGACAGCCAGUGCUGCUGCUGGCACUGAAGAAGGGACUAGCCGACGCCCCUCGGGGCCAGAGAAUAAUCAGGUGGCCGCUGGCAGUCACAGUCAAGAGAACGGUGAACAGGCAGACCCAGAAGCACAGGAAGAGGAAGCAAAGAAAGAAUCGAGCGUUCCCAUGUGCCAGGGGGAGCUGAGGCGUUGGAAGACUGGCCAUUACACAUUAGUCCACGACAACACCAAGACUGAAUUUGCCCUGGACCUGUUUCUGUACUGUGGCUGUGAAGGCUGGGAGCCCGAAUAUGGCGGCUUUACCUCCUACAUUGCUAAAGGUGAAGAUGAAGAGCUGCUCAUAGUGAAUCCAGAAAACAACUCUUUGGCGUUGGUCUACAGAGACAGAGAAACGCUGAGGUUUGUGAAACACAUCAACCACCGCAGCCUAGAGCAGAGCAAAGCCUUCCCAAGCAGAAGCGGCUUCUGGGACUUCGCAUUCAUCUACUAUGAGUAACAAGAUGGGGCAGAGCCAGCUAGCAUUCACUCCACCAGUGCCAGGAACAUGGGGUCUUCGUGGAGUGAGGGAGAGUGGGGCAUGCUGGGUAACAGCGUCCUCCGAGCAGGCUGUCCUUGCAGGCUGUGUGGGUGCACACCUGUGAUGCCAGCCUCGGGAGGCAGAGAAAGGGGACCUUCAGUUCCCAAGGUCAGUGUGGCUUACACGGUGAGACCCUGUCCCCAAGCAAAACAACUCUUGGUCAUCCUUUCAGAAAAUUCAUCUAGACCUCAUGCUAGAGCUAUGUACUCGUCCCUGGGUUGCAGAAAAAAAUGUUUUCCCCCAUUGCAAUUCUCUUCGUUCUGUAGUAACUGCCUUGGCGACUUUCUAACUUUGGUGAUUUUUUUUUUAAUUUAUGGUGUAUAUACAAAAUUUAGCAGGGUCACUUUUUUUUGGCUUAGAGUUUGGUUUGGUUUGGUUUGGUUUCUUUUGACAGGGUUGUACUAUGUAGCCCAGGCUAGCUCUGAAGUACUGAUUCUGCCACCUCAACCUCCUAAGUGCUGGAAUUGCAGGCAUGAGCCACUGCACCAGUUCCUGCAUGUGCAGUCCGUGGAAUUGAGCAUACUGAAGUGCUCCAAAGCACCCGUCACUGCCAUCUGGAAAACACCCAGACCUCAUAGGAAGUGGAAAUGGUUUUCUGUCUUCCCAUAGGGGAGUGCUACUGCCCUUCUUUGAUGACUGUUCGCCUCAUGAGUGAAUCGUGCAGUGGGUCUCGCUUCCUGAUUGGCUUGUUUCACUUAGCACAGCGUCCUCAAGGCCUAUCAGUGUUUUUCUUCUUCACUCCUAAGUAGUUGUAGAAACUUGCUGAGCCCGAGAGCUGUGACACACGGUGCUCCCACUGUGGGCUGAGCUCCACCCUGACUCUGAGGAUAGGGUACCCUCGGGGAGGUAGUGUUGCUCUUUUGGAAGAGGUCUGCCUGAAACCUAACAUAGCUCCAGGAAUUCCAUAGCUGCUUACUGCCCUAUGUAUUUCCUCUCGUCUACUGCCUUCCAGACCUGGCAUCGUGGCUUCUCUGAGUCUAGCCUCCCAGUGACUAUGCGUUCCUAAAUGCUGGAAGGCCGGGUGUGGAACUUGCUGCCUUUCCCUUCCUUUUGAAAGACCCCCGUGCUAAAAGGCAGUGUCAGGAGGAGAAGUUCAGGAGGAGAAGCCCUCCUUUUGUCUCUGGUCUUUCCCCUGAACUGCUCCAUGGGGCUGUGGCACAGCUCUUCCCAUUGUGGGGGUGUGCAUGAUGGCUGAGAGAUGUCCUCACACCACCCCACACCACAUCUAUUUGCUGCUUUCUUGGUUCCUGACUAUCCUUGCAGGUUUCAGUGUGGACUUUACUUAUCGGUAGGAAAAACGCUGGACCUUUAAGUAUCUUAUUCACACUUCUCUGACGUCCUAAAAGUCCAUCCAAAUGCAUUCUGUCUUUUACAUUGGCUUUCAAUUUGUUUUGUUUACCCAGUCAGUAAAACACACUUUAACAUUCAUAUCCUAGUAGAUACUUACAAGUUUUAUAUGUUUUGGUAUUAAUCAUAAAACAAAGUAAUUUUUAAAUAAUGACAUGAGAAUAUCCAGACCUAAACUGAGGGGACAUACUUUAAUCCCAGCUUUUGGAAGGUAGAGGCAAGAGGAUUAAGAGUUCAAGACUAUCCUCAGCCACACAGCGAGUUUAAGGCCAGCCUGGGCAGCAGUACACCUUGCCUCAAAAACAAAGAUGGAGCCAGGAGUGGGAAGCACGCAUCUUUAUUCUAGCACUCAGGAGGCAGAGGCAGGCAGAUGUGUGAAUUCAAGGCCAGCCUGGUCUACAAAGAGAGUUUCAGGACAGUCAGAGCUAUAUAGUGAAACCCUGAUUCAAAAAUUAAAAACAAAAGACUCUCCAGACCUAGUUUGAGAGUUGUCUUCCCACGCCAGGCAGUGACCAAUGACAGGCUGUUGCCCACGCAUACUGUUGUAGACUCCACCGCACUUUAAUCCAGAGUAGUGCUCAAGUUGGACUACGCAUACUUUGUUGCUAACGGUUACUUUUGAAGCUUGCCUUUUCUGAACUGCUGCAGACUAAAGGCAGGCCCACUCCCCCACCCAUCCCACCCUCACUCCCCACCCCCCAUUGAAGUGCCUGAGUGGGAAGAACUCUGAAGGGUCCCUCUGUCUUUGCAGAGCCUCCUGGUCUGCAAGAACAAUAGAACCUACAGGUUGCCUUUCUGCUCUAGUGAGCAGCUGCGUUUUUCAGUUGCCAUGUGCCGCAUUGUUGAUGUAUGGGUGAGACAGAUGGUGUAUGACAGUGAGCCCGUACGUCUACAGUGGAGCUGAAAGAUGCCUGAAUUCCAAAUCACUCAAAGUCACCGAGAGGCUAGGGAGAACAGGCAGCUGUGCACACAACUGUCACUCACAGGCCACCACCUUAUGUGUUCACUCACAUGACCUGCUCAGAGUGUGUGCUGUUAAAGCGCUAACUCCCAUGUGCAGACAACACAGGUGGAAAGCAGUGAGAAUGAAGACAAUCAAUAAGUGUAUGGGCCUGUGUGUGUGUGUGUGUGUGUUAGUAUUAACAGAAAAUUCAGAAAGGUUAAAAAUGAAAAUAACUCAAAAUAUUUUUGUACAGCUAUACAAUAUAAAGUUAUAAGUCAAAGUUUAAAAUAAAGUUCUAUUGCAUAAGCUAAGGCUAUUGAAGAUGGAGUAUUUUUAACGUGUCGUCCAUGUUGGAAGGCAGAAAAGCUUCCACUUAGUCUGUCCAAGAAUACUGUCACGUUUGCACAAGUGAUCUUGCCUCAGUUUGCAAUUGCUUCAUUCUUGAUCCUGAUUGCUUGCUGCUUUGGGCAUGGGGCAAGAGAGUCAAAUGUGGGCUCUCAAUACCUCUUGUUGGUAAAAGCUAUGCUGCUUUCUGUGUGACCAAUGGCAUGUCUCUCUUAAUAAUGAGCCUCUAAUUCUUUCUUGUUUUCUUAUUGAUUGGUGUUUUCGAGAAGGGUCUAUGUAUACCCUAGCUCUCUAAUUGCUAAGAUUCUAGAGUACCACGGUGUCCAGCUGUGAACUUCCAGUUCUCAUAACUCCUUUUCCUAAAGGUGAUAUUCCCUCCAAAGAUAACAAUACAUAAACAAUGCAUGUUCAUUGUUGGGAAUUUAAAAGUGUGGAAAAACACAUAGGUCAGCUGAAACCCCUUGCCACCACCCUUUGACAACUGUGUGCUGCCGUAAGCGUGUCAGCAUGGCCACCCUGCCCUGUAUUAGGAAGCAUGGCUCCUCUCUGCCCUCUCUUCCCUCUCUCCUGUUGGGUAAAUACAAGGUUGUAAGGCACUUUGUCAGGCUGGGCUCAGAGGGAGCCACUAAGGCCGCCGCUGCAGACAAGAAUGAAAACAGUUUUCAGUGGCUCCUUAAGAAUAAAAAGGAGCAGCCAGAGAUGCGUUUGGAGAUCUGUAUUCCAGCUAAUGCUACCCCAACUGAUAGACUGCCUUUAGAUUUGUUUUCCCUUAAUAUAAAUGUUUACACAUACAUUUGAGUGAUAAAAAAAAAUGGAUGUCUGUAUUUUUUGUUUUCCCCACAAAAUAAAAGUGUUUGUGCAUUUCU